CCCCAUCCAUCAUAUCCAUCCAACAACAUGGGUGCCGAUAGCAAUCUCUGCGUCCUGCAUGCCGACGUUGUCACGCCAUCCGACGUCGACCUCCCACCGCACUCCCUCCCGCUCACCUUCUUUGACGUCAAAUGGCUGCGAGGGCCGCCCGUCCAGCGACUCUUCCUCUACCGUCUCCAGGACCACCACCACCACGGCAAUGUCCAGCAGCUCCUCUCCGACCUCAGGGCAUCCCUCUCCAAGGCGCUCAACCUCUUCUACCCGCUCGCCGGCCAUGUCCGUCUCGCCCCCGACACCAACCGCUACGAGCUCUUCUACCAGCCGGGCGAUGGCGUCUCCUUCACCGUCGCCGAGUAUGACGCCGACGUCGGUGACCUCGCCAGCGACGGCCCCGUGCAGGUCGCCAUGCUCGCGCCUCUCGUGCCGUCGCUUCCAAAGGGCCGCGCCGUGCUCGCCCUGCAGGCCACAGUGCUGCUCGGUGGGCGGGGCGUCGCGCUCGGCGUAACUAUGCACCACACCGCCGGUGACGACGCCAGCUCCACCCACCUCCUGCACACCUGGGCCGCCCUCUGCAACGGUGCCGUCGAAAUGCCGCCGCCACCCGUGUUGGACCACACGCUCGUCGCUGACCCCAGGGGCCUCUACGACAUCUACUGCCAAGGAAUGCCCAGCGGCGGCAACGAGAUGGAAUUCGUGACCAGCAGCGUGUCCUCCGUCCCCGACGACCAGCUCGUCGCCACCUUCACGCUACCUCAAGAGGUCCUAACUGCCAUCAAGGAAGCGCUCGCCGGAGAGGCGACGAGGCACGGUGCGCCGCCGCGCAGAUGCUCGUCGACGCUCGCGGCCUACACCUUCAUCUGGUCCUGCUACUACCGAGCCAAAAAGGAUCAGGAACAAGGUCAUGCAAAAACUACCCACUUCCUCUUCUCUGUGGAUCACCGGGCACGGUUGAAGCCGCCCCUCCCUGCCACAUACUUUGGCAACUGCAGCAUCCCGGCCAUCGCCGUCACGCGCCAUGACGAGCUCACGGCGGCCGGCACGGGGGGCCUCUUCGCGGCAUUCACGGCAAUCGCGAACGCGCUCGAGGAAGUGGUGAGCGAGGGGUACCCGGAGAGGUGGGACGGAUGCGGCAAGAGGGUGAUGGAGGCCGCAAAGGCCGGCAUGAUGUUCGUGGUGGGGUCGCCGAGGUUCCGCGUGUAUGACGUCGACUUCGGGUUCGGGAGGCCGGCAAAGGUGGUGGCGGUGUCUGGGGCGAUGCCUGGCGCGAUGCCGGUGGCAGAUGCGCGCAACGGCGAUGGUGGCGUCGAGGUGGGGCUAACGUUUUCGGCGGGCGGCAUGGAGCAUUUCCAGCGGUGCUUUUCUGAUGCCAUGCAUGCGAUCGGCAUGUAAGAGAAGAGUCUAUGUUUAAUGAGAAGAGUAUUUCUUUUGUGGGUAAUGGGAAGAGUCCUUUAGAUGGACCGACAUGCAAGUUCUUGUGUUGCAGUACACUCUCCAUUCUAAAAUA
Messenger RNA from Triticum aestivum (bread wheat), 1504 nucleotides. Its product is annotated as phenolic glucoside malonyltransferase 2-like. The transcript has a single exon. NCBI's taxonomy places the organism in Eukaryota, Viridiplantae, Streptophyta, Magnoliopsida, Poales, Poaceae. Bases 28 to 1389 code for a protein of 453 amino acids. The record is from RefSeq and is a predicted model, not a curated record.